AGAGAGCCGAGAAUUUCCGGAGCGAGCCGUUGGGCAGAGCCGAGGGUCGCGGAGGUACAGUCAUGGCGGCGGCCGGUGCUGCAGCUGGUGAGACGGACGAGGAACCGGCGGCGGAGGCCGUGGCGUUGGCCGCGGCGCGGGAGCGGAGCAGCCGCUUCUUGAGCGGACUGGAGCUGGUGAAGCAGGGCGCCGAGGCGCGCGUGUUUCGCGGCCGCUUCCAGGGCCGCGCGGCCGUAGUGAAGCACCGCUUCCCCAAGGGCUACCGGCACCCGGCGCUGGAGGCGCGGCUCAGCCGGCGGCGGACCGUGCAGGAGGCCCGGGCGCUGCUCCGCUGCCGCCGCGCAGGGAUCUCCGCCCCCGUCGUCUUUUUUGUGGAUUACGCUUCCAACUGCUUGUUCAUGGAAGAAAUUGAAGGCUCGGUGACUGUUCGAGAUUAUAUUCAGUCCAUCAUGGAGACUGAAAAAACUCCCGAAAGGCUCCUUGGCUUGGCCCAGACGGUUGGGCAGGUUUUGGCUCGCAUGCAUGACGAAGACCUCGUUCACGGCGACCUCACCACCUCGAACAUGCUCCUGAGGCCACCUCCGGAGCAGCUGCACAUUGUGCUCAUAGACUUUGGGCUGAGUUUCAUCUCGGCGCUUCCAGAAGACAAGGGGGUUGACCUGUACGUGCUGGAGAAGGCCUUCCUCAGCACCCACCCCAACACCGAGAGUGUGUUCGAGGCCUGUCUGAAGAGCUACUCUGCCUCCUCCAAAAAGGCCAAGCCAGUGCUCAAAAAACUUGAUGAAGUGCGCCUGAGAGGAAGGAAGAGGUCCAUGGUCGGGUAGGAGCCUACGCGUGACGGCCACAGACAGAGAGGCCGUUUUCUUCGAGUACAUUUGAAGGGAUGCCAUGAGCGUGGAUUAGGCCUGAAAAAGCCAGGCCGUUUCUGUGUGCUGUCUGUGGUCAGGUUCCUUAUGCCAUUAUUCCCUGCGGUCGGUUGUUCCCCCCGCGUCUGUCCGUCCCCCGUGUUCUAGGAGGGACUGAGUAUACAGCAAACCUGGGACGGGUGUCUGCCGCGGGUACAUGGGCGUGACAUUCAAGAACAUAGAACCACAUCGUGAGACGAUUCUACUGAUUCCUGGUGAGACCAGAACAGUCUCAGUGACAGUGUGUCUUUACCGGCCCUUUUAACCCCACGUUGGUUUCUCUGCUGUGUUCAUGACACUCUUCUCAAAAGCAUUGUAGAGGGGUGCACCCCGCAUUUUUAAAAUGUAGAGUCAUAGGCCAGGAGAUGCUACAUGUGCCUCAUGUGUGGUAUGGUGGACACUGUUUUGUGAGACUUUAUACAUAUGUAAAUACAGACACAGGUGUGUACUGGGUUUAAAGGAAAAUGUAUUUUUGAGGGUCAUGGUGGGAAAAGAGGAUGAAAAUACGUGACUAAUUUCUCUUAAAAACCUUUUAUAUGACAUUGUCUUUAUAUUUGUAGCUUUGUAAUUUUAUGUUAACUUCUAAUUAAGACAAGUGGUCGAAUACAGUUCCUGUUAGUUUA
This is a messenger RNA of Artibeus jamaicensis (Jamaican fruit-eating bat), 1528 nucleotides long. RefSeq names its product TP53 regulating kinase (gene TP53RK). Gene Ontology annotation, cellular component: EKC/KEOPS complex; cytosol; nucleus. Gene Ontology annotation, molecular function: protein serine/threonine kinase activity; ATP binding. NCBI's taxonomy places the organism in Eukaryota, Metazoa, Chordata, Mammalia, Chiroptera, Phyllostomidae. Gene Ontology annotation, biological process: protein phosphorylation. The record is from RefSeq and is a predicted model, not a curated record. The transcript is spliced from 2 exons. Bases 63 to 824 code for a protein of 253 amino acids.